CACGUCUCGUUUCCACCGCCAUUUAUUAAACCAUGCGCCACUCUCUCUCUCUUAUUUCUUCUGCGAUGCGCUAAAGGACAAGAACAAAAACAGGGCACAACACAGAUUAGUAGUAUUAGGAGUAGCAGUAGUAGCAGUGUGAUUAGUGAUUACCACAACAACAAUACAAUAACAACAACGCCAACAUUGGAUGGCAGCGACAACUACAACAACUUUCCUCAAACUUCAAAACCAGCCCACCAAGCCCAAACGACGCAAGUAUCGAGAAACGACAAUCUCCGCUGCCGCUUCUCCAAACCACACCCAAACGAUUCCUCAUCGUCGCACUCCACAAUCCCCUAUAUGUUCCCAAACCCCAUCCAAGCCCCAACCCGAACCCGAACCACCUGCAUUGCCCGAAUCACCCUCCACCCACACGAUCCGCUUCUCCCCGGGUCGCUUCUCCCCCAUAAUGGACUUCACCCACUCCUCCCCCACCGCCAACGGCCACCACCCCUCCCACCCACAGCCCCACGACUUCCCCUCCAGCUUCUCCAAGUUUAACUCCGCCCUCACCGCGGGCCUUUUGAACCCAAUGUCCCCCCCGCCAGACAAGACCCGAUCCAGCCCCACGCUCUUCGAAAUGAUGGCCAGCGAGCCCGAUGUCCACCACAGGCCCACCACCCACAUCCCGCCCACCACCGUCGCCGCCGCCGCCGCUGCGUCGUCGCUGCACAAACCCCAGAUUCUCGAUCGCCACGCCCUCAUGAUGCAGCGGAUUUCGGACCUCUUGGGGUCCCGCAGCCCCGGGAACCAGUUCAACGAUGCCGCUUCCAGCGAUAUCAAGCUCACGCUCAGCUCCAAAGACGGAAUCAGUGUCUCCAUGAACGUGCAUCGCCAAAUCCUCGUCGCGCACAGUAGGUUCUUCUCGGUGAAGCUCUCCGAUCGCUGGACCAAGCAGCAGCAGCAGCGCUCGCCGGUUCCCUACGAAGUUGAAAUCGCCGAUUGCGACGAUGUGGAGGUUUACAUCGAGACCUUGAGGUUGAUGUAUUGUAAGGAUCUUAGGAAGAAGCUCAUGAGAGAGGAUGUCUCCAGAGUUCUCGGUAUCUUAAAGGUUUCAGCUGCCAUUGGGUUUGAUGCUGGGGUUUUGUCUUGUUUGGAGUACCUGGAAGCGGCACCUUGGGCCGAGGAUGAGGAAGAGAAGGUGGCAUCGCUCCUUUCUGAGCUUCGUCUUGAAGCGGUUGGCGCAGGGGAGGUUUUGAAGAGGGUUUCAACUGAUGCUGCUGCCAAUGGAAAUGAAGAGGGGAGUGAUAAUGAGGAGGUUCUUCUUAAGCUUAUUCGUGUGGUUCUUGAAGGUAAGGAUGAGAAGGCCCGGCGUGAGAUGAAAGGGUUAGUGUCGAAGAUGCUGCAUGAAAAUUCUUCUCAGAAUGAUCUUCGGAAGGAGUCGCUGUACUUAGCAUGUGAUGACUGUCUGCAGUUACUUCGUGACCACUUUUUGCAGGCUGCGGGUUCGCAUUUGCAGGAUGUGAGUCAAAUUGCAAGACAAGCAGACAAUCUGCAUUGGAUUUUGGAUAUUUUAGUUGACAGACAGAUUGCUGAGGAUUUCCUGAAAACAUGGGCCUCUCAAGCAGAUUUGGCUGAAGCUCAUUCUAAGGUGCCAGCAGUUCACAGGUUUGAGGUUAGCAGAGUUACAGCAAGGUUGUUUGUUGGGAUUGGGAAAGGACAGUUGUUGGCUUCUAAAGAUGUCAGGUGUUUGCUUCUAAAAACUUGGUUGGUGCCCUUUUAUGAUGACUUUGGUUGGAUGAGGAGGGCAUCCAAGGGGCUUGAUAGGCACCUAAUUGAGGAUGGUCUUAGUAAUACUAUUCUUACUCUGCCACUCUCCUGGCAACAGGAUAUUUUGCUUGCUUGGUUUGAUCGUUUCUUGAAUUCCGGUGAAGAUUGCCCAAAUAUUCAAAGAGGGUUUGAAGUUUGGUGGAGAAGGGCUUUCUGGAAGAGGAAUGGAGAGCAAGAACGGACAAGACAAUUACGAAUUACAACUACAUCAGUUGAGAACCCUUGAAGACAGAUUGUUCCACUGUGGAAGAAUUGGCAGUAAAUUAUUGGUUUCAUUGACGAAUAUAAGUUUCUGAUCGUUCAAUGCAAGCUCCCAUGCAAGAGUUCAAGGUAGUUGAAUGCUGUGAAAGAACGGUUGGCCUUUAAUUUUCCAAGUUCCUAAGAUGAGCCAAAUUUAUCGAGUUCAGCAACUCGUUCCAGGUGGGUUCAUGGAAGGUUCAACACGAGGAUAAAAUUUCUUUUAUGGUAGAGCAUCAAAUAGCUUUGAAUGCAAGAAAGAUGAUGAUGAGGAGGAUGGAUAUAUAUAUACUUAAAUAUCUUUCUUGCAAAUUAGGUUAUCUUGAUUAUUGAAUGGUAUUGAGUAUUGAAUAUAUUCAACGGUUGUGUUAUAUAUGAUGGGAAUAACUUCGAUGGAGGUUAACCUAUGGGAAUAUAAUUUGUUUCUUUACUGAGGACUGUGGAUUCUUUUU
Molecule: messenger RNA, 2501 nt
Organism: Vigna angularis (adzuki bean)
Lineage: Eukaryota; Viridiplantae; Streptophyta; Magnoliopsida; Fabales; Fabaceae
Product: BTB/POZ domain-containing protein At1g63850
Exons: 3
Coding region: 191-2038 (615 amino acids)
Molecular function (GO): protein binding
Source: RefSeq, a predicted model, not a curated record